AUGCCCGUCUCAAAGGAAUACGGCAGGCGUCUUAUCCCUACAAUUGUGGAUGAGUUAGCUCAAGAAGAACCUGACCGUGCUGUAUACUCAAUCCCCCAUUCGCAAGAUGUUUCUGAGGGCUUUCGUGACAUUUCCGCUUCUGUAUUUGCGAAUGCAAUCAACAGAACAGCCUGGUGGCUUGAGUCGGAGUUUGGGAGAGGCUCAAACUUCGAAACAGUCGGAUACAUUGGUCCUCACGAUCUCCGAUAUGUAAUCCUGAUCAUCGCGUGCGUCAAGGCUGGCUACAAGGCCCUUCUACCUUCUCCACGAAACAGCAUCGAAGCUACUCUUGCAGUCUUAAAUGCCACCAAUUGCAAUAUCUGGGUAACUCCAAAAACGCGACCAGACUUUCUUCCGCAGAUACUCUCCCAAUGGCCUAUGAAUGUACUGGAGAUUCCCGAAUCAGACACACUCCUGCAACCAGAUGCAGUCGCUGCAUACCCAUACAACAAAACUUUUGAAGAGGCUGCCAACGAUCCCUUCUGCGUCCUUCACACUUCUGGAUCCACUGGCCUUCCCAAACCCAUCGUUUGGAAGAAUUCUCUUCUUGGUACAUUGGAUGCCACACGCUUACUGCCAGAAAGCUACGGUCGCCGUCCCUGGACUGUCAUGUUCGAGAAGGGAGAUCGAUAUUAUUGUGCAUUCCCUCUUUACCAUGGCGCAGGAUUGCUUAUGAAUAUCCUGGUGAAAACCUUCUACGACACAUGCAACGUGAUGGGUCCCGUCGGUGUGCCUCCAACAAUCAAUCUUGUUGAAUCACUUCUUGAUCAUGGAAAGAUUGAUAUCUGGAGCAUCAUUCCUUCUAUCGUUGAUGACAUUGGGGAGGCACCUCACAUCACCGCAAAGUUUGCAAGCGCAAAAUUCAUAGUUGCAUCGGGCGGCCCUGUCACAUUUGCAAGCGCCGACAAGGCUACUAAGGCCGUUAGGAUAUGCAACAUCACAGGUACUUCUGAAGGACUUUUCCAGGGAAGCCUUCUCGUCGAACCGGAAGACUGGAUCUAUUUCUCAUUCCAUCCAUAUGCUGGCUUCGAGUUCAGAGAGAUUGCCGAAGGCGUCUAUGAGCAUUGGGCUGUCCGGAAUGAGGAUCGCGUCGGCCUACACCAGGGUAUUUUCCAUACGUUUCCAGACGUGAAAGAAAUGACCCUCAAAGAUCUUUAUUCGCCGCAUCCUACAAAGCCAAACUUGUGGAUCUACCGAGGCAGAACAGACGAUUUGCUCGUCAUGACAAGCGGAGAAAAGAUCCGUCCUCUUCCAAUGGAAGCAAUCAUCAACAGCCAUCCAGCUGUUAGCGCAGCGCUUGUAAUCGGAACAGGCCAGACGAUGCUGUCGCUUCUCAUCGAGUUGGUUGGUGACGAGCCUUCAACCGCAGCAGAGCGUGAAGCACUCUUGGAUAGUAUUUUAGAGAGAGUCCACAUUGCGAACUCCUUGGGACCUUCGAAUGCACGCAUAUUCAGGGAGUACAUCUGGUUUGCGAAGCCCGAUAAGCCGUUUGUCCGGACGGAUAAAAACACUGUUAAGCGUCGGGACACUGUUCUCCUUUAUGAAAGGGAGAUUGAGCAAUUCUAUGAGAGCAUGGAAGAAGAUGGUAACUACGCCGCCAUUGACAUUACCUCCCCAGAGACAAUUGCCCGGGGCAUCCGAAACAUGCUCGUAGAUUCAUUGCCGUCGAUGAAGGAGGUUGGGUCGGAUGAAGACCUUUCAAACGCCGGAUUGGACUCCGCGCUGGCAUUCCGCCUUUCAAAAUCACUUCGUUCAGCCCUUGCUGACCAUGAGGAAAAGAAAUCCGGGCUUACUCCCAAGUUUGUAUACGCUCAUCCAACAAUGAACGCUUUGGCGAGAGCUUCCUACGAUUUCAUCCACAAGGCGGGCAGCAGCUCUGACAACUCCCCGGAAUUGCAACAGAAGAGUAUGGAACAACUUCUUGCCAAAUACACUGCUGGCUUGCCUUCUCCACGAAAACAUGUACCGAACACAGCAGAUGGGUACACGCUCAUCACAACAGGAAGUACUGGAUCACUUGGUUCCUACCUACUGGAAUCACUUUUACACCAAGACAAGACCGUGAAGAAGAUAUACUGUCUGAACCGAAGCGAAGAUGGAAAGGCCAAACAGACGGAAAUAAGCGGACCGCGGGGACUAACCACAGCUUGGUCUUCAAAGAGUGUUGAAUUUCUACAAGCAGACUUGUCGAAACCAGAGCUUGGCCUUGAGAAGAACAAAUAUGACGAACUUCUUAGGCAAGCAACGCACAUCAUCCAUAACCAGUGGCCGGUCAACUACAACUGGGACAUUGCUUCAUUUGAGCCUCAUAUCCGCGGUGUCCGGAAUCUGAUUGACUUCGCAUACGAAAGCAAUCAUGGGGCCUCCCUGUUCUUCGUGUCAACGAUCGCAACAGUUAGCCAUUUGAGGCCUCACGGUGCUGUUCCUGAAGCACCAAAUCAUAUCUUGACUUCCACCGUCGGAGGCUACGGCUCUGGAAAGCAGGUGUCGGAGCUGAUAUUAGAGGAGGCGGUGAAAACCUCCGGUGUCAAUGCCUCUAUUUGCCGCGUGGGGCAGAUUGCGGGACCUGUCUUACGUGGGCCGGAGAAGGGCAUGUGGGGUAAGCAGGAGUGGCUGCCAACGAUCAUCGCCAGUUCCAAGUACCUCGGUGUGCUUCCAUCGACAUUAGGGCCUCUGAGCCGAGUUGAUUGGAUUCCCGUUGACAUCCUCGCUGACGUUAUUGUCGAGCUGAGCGGUGCAGCAGAUGAUGGCAGGACUGUUGCAAUCGUUUCCAGGAACGCAGCUGCCAUUGAGCCGGCUGUCUACCACGCAGUCAACCCUAAUGCUAUCGAUUGGGCUAGCCUGGUCCCUUCAGUGGCAAAGCACCUUGGCGAGUCAAUCACAAUCGUGGAAUGGGAUCAGUGGAUGGAUGCGUUGCGAAAGUCUACGCUUGGUGCUACGGCGACAGUCUCACUGAAACAGAAUCCGGCCUUGAAACUGCUUGACUUCUUCGAAUCGUGGGGAACGGCGGAUGAGGCAGAGGAAUGGCCUGUCUUGGAGACAGCAGAGACGGCGAAGAAGAGUACAAAAAUGGCUGAGCUUCAGCCGGUUUCUGAAGAAUGGAUGGAGUUGUGGCUAAGACAGUGGAAGCUUUAACUUUUUCCUCUUUCGAAAGUUGGAGGAGGUAUUUUCAAUAGGUUUCUCUUAGCAAGGGGAUUUAUUUGGGGUUAUUCUUUCAAAU
Molecule: messenger RNA, 3259 nt
Organism: Aplosporella prunicola CBS 121167
Lineage: Eukaryota; Fungi; Ascomycota; Dothideomycetes; Botryosphaeriales; Aplosporellaceae
Exons: 8
Coding region: 1-3174 (1057 amino acids)
Source: RefSeq, a predicted model, not a curated record